Molecule: messenger RNA, 759 nt
Organism: Suillus subaureus
Lineage: Eukaryota; Fungi; Basidiomycota; Agaricomycetes; Boletales; Suillaceae
Exons: 2
Coding region: 1-759 (252 amino acids)
Source: RefSeq, a predicted model, not a curated record
AUGCAGCUUUCCCUUGACCCUCCCACUCCUCUCUUCACUGUUGACAAUUCUUCUUCCGCUCCCCCAUCUCUCCAUGCAGAGAGCACAAAGGACCUCUCCCUUUCUGUCAACUAUCUACCCAACAAAUUCUCUUCUGGCUUGCUCACCCCCACUCCACGCAGAUGCAAACUAGGCAAGGAAAAUGCUGACCAUCCCAUCAUACACAAGAGAGGUGGAGGUAGAGAGGCCUUCAAGAGCAGUGAGGCCCAUAUGCCUGCAGAAGGCGAUGAAGACUAUGACAGCAUCACUGGUCGUUGGUUCAGUGGCAAAGAAGACAUUGUUCAUGUAGGCAACCAAGAAGAGCUCAUUCUCUCCACAGCUGCUGUCGCCCUCACCUCAGUUACUUUUGUAAUCAGCUGGGCUGGCAUCCUCCUCAACAACUGCUCUUCCCUAGCAGUCUACACUUUUGCUCUCUGGCUCUGCUUUGCCCUCCUCAUUACUCCCAGCUACACAACCUAUAAACAACAUACAUUCAACCUCGAAGGCAAAUUAAAUGCCCAGUGGUCUCAUGACCUUAGUGCAGAGGGCCAUUUCAGGAUCCAAAACAGGCUCCAUUGCUGUGGAUAUUACUCCCCCUUCAUUGAAGCUACUGUCUCCUACAGCUGUUACACCUGCUCCAUCCUCCCAGGGUGCAAAGAGGCAUACAUCAACUUUGAGAAAUGCGUCUUGGACAUCUGGUACACCAUUGCUUUCUCCCUUGUACUGCUCCCACUUGCUUGA